CCGGAAUCAAUACCGAUUCCUUUCUUCUCCCAUUCCACUUGUCUCUGAUUCAUGAUUAUUUUCCAUUCCAAGUAAGUAAACGUGCCAUAAAUGCAUGCGCAGUUGAUUGACUUUUUUUUUUCCAUCCAAACUAGUUGAAGAGUUGAUGCUUGUAUUGUUUUCAUCGAAAGCAACAAAAAACAUUAAUGCUUGUAUUGAUAGGUAUGGAAAUUGAAUCAAUAGGCCUUAGUUCUAAAUAGGUCUGGGAUGAUACCUAUUAUGGUCAUUUACAUAGUGACAGCUACAGAGCUACUAUCAAAAUUUAACAAACAUUUUAUCUUUAUUAAACUCACAGCACCUUUUUGAAACACAACCUACCAAACGCUAGCUUAUCAACUCUACUUCACAGCUAAUUAAUCGCACGACAUAACUGAAGCCACUUAUUUUAAGAACAUAGCUGUACCAAACAGGGGCUAUAAGACGAACUGAUUAAUGAAAGGCAACUGACAACUAACAAACUGGGCUAACUCAACAUAGCAUUUUCAUACUCUAAUCAAUGUGAAAUAACAUGUAUCAUGACUUUGUACAACAAAUUAAUGAAAGACAACCAAUAACUAAUGAUAAUAUAAUGAGAUGUGUCCUUGUUCAUUGUCAUCCAGAGGACCAGAACCUAUACCUUAAGUUCUCAAUUAGGUUGCUUUGCUUAUGUUAAGACUUAAGAGUCAAAAAGAGUAGUAUAUAUGUGCCUUAUAAAGUUAUAAUCCUCCACGCAAAACACAUAUACAAAGAGAGACAGAGACAUAAAGAAACAGAGAAACAAAGAUGGCAGCAGAGGGAGCUGGCAAAUACACUGAAGCCUAUCCAAUGAAAAGUGGAGAUGGCCCCAGCAACUAUGCCGAGAAUUCCCUCUACCAGAAAGCAGUAGUGGAUGUGGCCAAAGAAGUUCUAAAUAAGGCGAUUGCAGAAAAGCUUGACAUGGAAAUAUUUUCAUCUGCCAACUCCUUUCACAUUGCAGAUUUGGGUUGCUCAGUUGGGCCUAAUACAUUUUACUCGGUUGAGAACAUACUUCAAGCAGUGGUAUUCAAGUAUAAAAGCCGAGGGCUUAAUUCUCAAAUCCCUGAAUUUCAAGUGUUCUUUAGUGAUCAUAACUCAAAUGACUUUAACAUGCUCUUCAAGUCCCUCCCUCAGAACAGGCGAUACUAUGCAGCCGGUGUGCCUGGUUCUUUCUAUAGUCGGUUAUUUCCUAAUGCGUCCAUUCACUUUUUUCACUCUUCUUAUGCCAUCCAAUGGCUUUCUCGAGUGCCAAAGAAGGUGUUGGAGAAACACAGUCCUUCUUGGAAUAAAGGACGCGUUCAUUACUUGGACUCCACAGAUGAAGUAGUUAGGGCUUACGAAGCUCAAUAUGCCGAGGAUAUGGAGUGCUUUCUGCAUGCCAGGGCACAAGAGAUGGUACAUGGGGGAUUGAUGGCACUUACUACUCCUGGCUACCCGGAUGAUACACCUCCUUCUCAUUCUCGGCCAUGUGUCCUCUAUCAAAUUUUAGGAUCUUGCCUCAUUGACAUGGCUAGGAAGGGGGUAGUCAGCGAGGAGAAAAUAGAUUCAUUUAACGUACCUCAAUACUAUGUGCGUCCCCGAGAACUGGAAGCUGCUGUAGAGCGAAAUGGAUGUUUUAGCAUAGAGAUAAUGGAAAACUUACCUAAUCUGUUGGAACCUGACACUUUUUUGAAAAGAAGCAAACUCGUUGCAUCUUUUAUGAGAGCUGCCCAGGAGGGCCUCUUCAAGCAGCAUUUCGGAGAAGAAAUCUUAGAUGAGCUCUUUGACUUGUUUCAGAAGAAAGUUAAAGAGCAGCACUCCGAAAUUGAAACAAGGAAGACAGUGGACAUCCUUAUUGUGCUUAAACGCAAGGAAAAUUGAUUUCAACAUGCUCUUUUCGAUGAUAUGUCAGUUCAGUUUUCUAAUUACACGACUAAGUGGCAUGUAAAAUUGCUGCAGUAUGAAUUUAAUUGUAAGCCAACUAUAUAUAAUAAGCAAUAGAGAGAUGAACUCCAGCACAAAUGUGAGUUUGAGAUGUGACUGAUGUAUGCUCAAACAUCUGGUUAACAUGUAAAAUAAAGCUUAUUUGGACAUUUUCGCUUCUU
Molecule: messenger RNA, 2117 nt
Organism: Rosa chinensis
Lineage: Eukaryota; Viridiplantae; Streptophyta; Magnoliopsida; Rosales; Rosaceae
Product: loganic acid O-methyltransferase
Exons: 3
Coding region: 802-1893 (363 amino acids)
Biological process (GO): methylation
Molecular function (GO): S-adenosylmethionine-dependent methyltransferase activity
Source: RefSeq, a predicted model, not a curated record